This is a messenger RNA of Balaenoptera acutorostrata (minke whale), 3765 nucleotides long. RefSeq names its product galactosidase beta 1 like 3 (gene GLB1L3). The coding region runs from base 1 to 2982 and encodes 993 amino acids. Gene Ontology annotation, molecular function: beta-galactosidase activity. Gene Ontology annotation, biological process: carbohydrate metabolic process. Gene Ontology annotation, cellular component: vacuole. The record is from RefSeq and is a predicted model, not a curated record. Lineage: Eukaryota; Metazoa; Chordata; Mammalia; Artiodactyla; Balaenopteridae. The transcript is spliced from 25 exons.
AUGCAGCUGGUCCAUAAACGAAACCAGCAGAAGCAGAGCAGACAGGUCCUGCGGAAAUCCACUGCCAGGGGCCCUGGUGGGCACAGGACGCGCACAGGUGACCAGAUGCAGCCCAACGUGGCUGGAUCUGACGGGCUGGAAGGCUGCUCGGGGUGUGGCAUCGAGGACCAGGCCUGCACAGAGCGCCGGGCCGGGGGUUUAGUUGGGGACAUCUAUCCGGACAGUUCUCCACUGAGGAAAUUUAAAAUCUACAGCCUGGAGAUGCAGGGUAAAUUCAUACAAAGGGACCUUCCCAACAUCUGGAAACAGACCUUCUUCCAGCCUCAGGGCCCUGCCUUCUUCCUUGCUCUCCUGAGAGUCGGAAGUCACCCCAAAGACACCUUCAUGAACAUGAAGGCAUUUGCGCCCAGAGGCGAUUCGACACUCUCGGUCCGAUGCGGGGCUGCUGUUCCCGCCGCCCAGAGCCCGACUCUCCGCCUCCGUCCCCUGCGUCCCGGGCGGCGCGCGCCUGAGACCGUCCCCGCGUCCCCGCAGCGCGCACCUGAGCCGGCCCGCGUCCCCGCGUCCCCGCGCGGCGUCUGGGCAGCGGAGAGGCGGCGGGAGCAGCGCGGGACGUCGGCUCCUCGGCCUAGCGGUGAUGGGCUCCCCGCAGCGUUCCAGGUGAAGGUCCCCCAGCCCCCAGCCCACCUGCCCUUCCAGGCGCGGGCUCGCUCACGCCUCAUCCCGGUUCCCCAUCGCCCCGAGGGCAGCUUACCUGGGAGCCUCCUAGACCCCCUCCGCGUUCUGUCAGUCGUCAUCCACAGGCAUUUAUUGCGUCGAGCCCUGGGAACGUUACUGCUGUUCCUGCCCCCCCUGCUGGGGGUCUGUCCGUCACCUCCGAUGGAAGAAAGUCAGGGUGUGGGUGCUGAGAAGGCGCUCCUCCUGCCGGUCACCGAGUCCUUCCCGAACCUGGUGGAUAAUGAGGUGGGCAGUGGGACCGCCCCGGUGGCCCAGGACCCUGGGUGGACCCGGGUGGAGCGCAGAGACCCGCCCGAGUCCCCCUGUCUCUCCUGGAGAAGAGUCCUGUGCAUCUUUUUCCUGCCAUUUAUUUCAUCAGGUUUUGCUCCUCGGGUGAAACACAGAGAUAACUUUGUAUUUGAAAACGACCAGCUGAAGCCAGACCAGCGCAGCUUUAACUGGUCGCACCUGACCCCGCUCAAGCUGAAGGACCGCUCGGUGGGGCUUCAGACUGAAGAGAGAGCAGGAAGGAACCCGUACUUCACGCUGGAGGGUCAUGAGUUCCUCAUCUUCGGGGGCUCCAUCCACUACUUCCGGGUGCCCAGGGUCUACUGGAGGGACCGGCUGCUCAAGCUGAGAGCCUGCGGCUUCAACACCGUCACCACCUACGUUCCGUGGAACCUGCACGAGCCGGAAAGAGGCAGAUUCGACUUCUCUGGGAACCUGGACCUGGAGGCUUUCGUCCUGUUGGCCACGGAGGUGGGGCUGUGGGUGAUCCUGCGUCCGGGCCCCUACAUCUGCAGUGAGAUGGACCUCGGGGGCCUGCCCAGCCGGUUACUGCAAGACCCCGCGUCGCAGCUGAGGACCACCAACCACAGCUUUGUGGAGGCUAUUAGCAAGUACUUCAAUCGCCUGAUUGCCAGAGUGGUUCCGCUGCAGUACCGCAAGGGAGGGCCCGUCAUCGCGGUGCAGGUGGAGAAUGAGUACGGCUCCUUCUACAAGGACAAGGCUUACAUGCCCUACCUUCACCAGGCCCUGCUGCGGAGAGGGAUUGUGGAGCUGCUCUUGACCCCAGAUAAUGCAGAUGCAGUAGCGAGAGGCCACAUAAAAGGAGUGCUGGCCACCAUCAACAUAAAGACAUUUAACGAGGACUCGUUGAAGCAUCUUUAUAAGGUGCAGAGCAAUAAGCCCAUUUUGAUCAUGGAAUACUGGGUCGGCUGGUUCGACACGUGGGGAAAUGAACACAUGGUGAGAAAUGCGGAAGAGAUUAAAAGCAGUGUGUCUGAAUUUAUCAGAUUGGGGAUCUCCUUCAACGUGUACAUGUUCCACGGGGGAACCAACUUCGGUUUCAUGAACGGGGCCACGCAUAUUGACAGGCACAGAGGCGUUGUCACGAGCUAUGACUACGACGCGCUGCUGACAGAGGCUGGGGACUACACAGACAAGUACUUCAAGCUCCAAGAACUCUUUAAAUACAUCCUCGUUACCCCUCUGCCCCUCUUACCGGAGCCCAUUCCCAAGACUGUGUACCCCUCCGUGGACCCAUCCCUUUACUUGCCACUGUGGGAUGCCCUGCAGUACUUGAAUCGGCCAGUCAUCUCUAACAUUCCACUCAACAUGGAGAACCUGCCCAUCAACAACGGCAACGGCCAGUCCUAUGGGCUUGUGCUUUACGAGACGACCAUCUGCUCCGGGGGCCGGCUCCACGCUGACGCGCGGGACAUGGCUCAGGUGUUUUUGAAUGAGACAAGUUUAGGAAUUCUGGCUGAUGGUUUUCAGAACAUAGACAUUCCUAAAAUCACGGAAUGUCAACUUCUAAGGAUCCUGGUAGAGAAUCAAGGACGCAUCAGUUUUUCAUGGAAAAUUCAAAAUCAGCAGAAAGGAUUAAUCGGACCUGUUACUCUGAAUAACAUUCCCCUGCAGAGUUUCACCAUCUAUUCUCUAGAAUUAAAAAUGAGCUUCUUCGAGAGGCUCCGCUCUGUCUCCUGGAAGCCUGUCCUAACUUACUCCCUGGGCCCUGCCUUCUACCUGGGCACCUUGAAGGCGGGCUCUUCUCCCCAGGACACCUUCCUGACGCUCCCGGGCUGGGAUUAUGGAUUUGUGUUCAUCAAUGGGCAUAACCUUGGGCGAUAUUGGAACAUUGGGCCUCAGGAGACCCUUUACCUUCCUGGUGCCUGGCUCCAGCCAGGGGACAAUGAGAUCAUCGUGUUUGAGAAGAAGAAGCGUGGGCCAUACAUCCACACCACAGACAACCCCAGGUGGUAGGACUGGGUUCUGACACCCUUCUUGGCUUGUUGGAGUUCAUCCACAGGCAGUUUUUCAGGAGGAAGGUUUACAUCAAGAAUAUCAAAUACACACUCUGUGUGUUACAUAUGAACUAUGUCAAGAGAGUAAAUCCUGAGUUCUCAUCACAAAGAAAAAACCUUUUUUUCUAUUUCUUUAAUUUUGUACUAUACUAGGUGAUGGAGGUUCACUAAACUCAUUUUGGUCAUUAUUUCAUGACAUAUGUAAGUGAAAUCAUUAUGGUGCACACCUUAAAUGUAUACAGUGCUGUUGUCAAUCAUAUCUCAAUAAAACUGGAAGGAAUAAAAGAUGUAAGGGACAAGGGCCCAUGUCCCUCCAGAACCCCAGUGCCUGAAUGAAGGCAGAAUUAAGUCUUGUCCACCAGUGUGUCCCCAGCACCCAGCACAGAGCACGAGCUCAAUGAGGCAUCCUGAACAAUUUAACCACCUGUCCGCCUGGCGUAGAAGGACGUGACAGCAUUUCAGGGGAGGGACACGGGUGAGGGUCAAAUGGUCUCGUAUGUUCUGAGAAUCACAAAUAACCUGUUACAAGGUUCACGUCAGGACAACUUUUCCCCUCAAAGCACGUCACUGUCACCCUGUUCCUUCCUCAGCAGUUUCAAGAAACUAAACCAUUCACAGUUUGUACAUCCUAUGUUGCUACUAUUAUCUGUAAAGUGUGGUAUUAAAGCUUUAAUGGCACCAAAAUGGAGGAGAAACAUUUAAAUUCAUUACUCAUCUAUCACGCUGUUGAACUUCAAGAAAA